AUGCUCAUUGCCAAAAUAUUCAUUUGGCUGCUAUUAUUAAACUAUAUUUAUGCUGGCUGUUAUCAAAAACGCUUAUGUUGUCCAGGUAACAAUGUAAGUUGCACAGCUACUGACGAUGGUAUUAGCCAUUUGCCACUUAUGCAAACGACUGCCUCAAGCCUGUAUAAGGUUGUUUAUGAUGAUAAACACCGGAAGAUUGGUAAACUCGUGGCUGAGGAUUUUAUUGAACUUGAAGGAAGUGCUGAAAAUAUUUACGAUAAAUAUUCUUCCGCUGAAAAUCAGCCAAUGUAUUUGAUAGAAUUGGCAAAUAUUACUACACCAAGCUUCAAGCGCCUUAUCUUUGGCCCAGCAUACGAUGAUAUUAACGAACAAGAGGAGAUUAUGCGGUAUUUUCGUGGCCAUAAAAUAAUACGGUGUGAACGCUCACUAAUGCUUCUUAAUUAA
Molecule: messenger RNA, 444 nt
Organism: Dracunculus medinensis (Guinea worm)
Lineage: Eukaryota; Metazoa; Nematoda; Chromadorea; Rhabditida; Dracunculidae
Source: the annotation of a GenBank genome assembly